This is a messenger RNA of Colletotrichum fioriniae, 1752 nucleotides long. Lineage: Eukaryota; Fungi; Ascomycota; Sordariomycetes; Glomerellales; Glomerellaceae. The record is from RefSeq and is a predicted model, not a curated record.
AUGAAGGCCACCAUCGUCAGUCCCGCCUCCUCCACAUUCCACUUUUCACCGAACCCAUCUCACGAUGGUGUGUUCAAGGGGACGGCGCCGUAUGCCGAUCACCGUCCGUCCGUGGUGUCUCCGGCCCUCCGAUCCGCCUCGCGGGGGUCCUUUUCCGGGUCGCCUCUGAACGAGAUCCAUCACCCACAACGGACCCCCAUCUCGGAGCCGCAGUAUCAGAACAACUUUGAGAAUGCCGUGCUCGACUCCAUGCACACGAGCACCACAGAAUCUGUGCUACAAUGGCCUCAUUUUGACGCCUUUCCGAAUAUGAGGGAUGGAUAUGUCCCCAUCUUCCACCUCGAACAGUCACGGCCCGCGGUGAAGACGCGCGCGACACCCGUGUAUCCCUAUGUAACCGCAGAGGACAUUGACGAGAUCAUCGAGUCGUUUGAGCACACCAUCAACUUUUGGUAUCCGACCAUGUCUCGCGGCCAGCUUGAGCAAGUUCGCAACCUGAUCGCCGAUGGCAUUCCCGAGGGAGACAGCAUUCUUGUCUGUCUUGCGCUGCUAACAAUGGCGCUGGGGUGUGUCGGCUUAGUGACUACGGGCCUGGCGAGCACGUCUUCGUUGAGUGAGGAGGAUCGUAAACGGAGGGCUUCCAAGAGGGCCAUGGGUGACAUGUACUUUGACAGUGUCUUGAAGAAGCUGCAUGUGGUGCAUACCAAUGUUGGAAGCACUGCAACCCACUGCCUGUUCUUCACAGCGAUGUACUUUGCAUUUCUCCGUCGGCCUUUGCAAGCAUGGGAAUACAUCAACGCAGCAUCCGCAAAAUGCCUCUUGCUUCUGUCGUAUCCGCCAGAGUCCGAGUCCGCGGAAGACCAAGAACGAAUCCGAAGGAUCUUUUGGUCGUGCUACAUUCUCGAGAGGUACCAGCCUGACUAUCUUGCAGAGCUCUCUGGGCUCCCGCAGUCGGGCGUCGCUCGCAUCGAGUCAACAACACCUCUUCCAGGAGAAUACAGCACACAUAAAGACUCCCAAGUCGAGGAGCAAUCCUCCCUCUACUUCCUCGCCUGCAUUUCCAUGCGCCGCCUUCUCAAUCGCGUCCAUCAGCUCCUCUACGCACGCGGAACCGGCGCGGCCCUCGACCACGCCCGUUUCCCCUAUGUCGUCGCGGAGCUGAACCACCAGCUCGACGACUGGCGAGAAGUGCUUCCUCCGGCGUUUGCAUUCAGCGUUGGAUUCAAUGAAGUAGGAAACAGCCAAAGUACCGCGACGGAGCACGGGGGCUUCCUGCGGCAGAGGUAUCUCACCUGCCGGAGUGUGAUUUACAGGCCGUACCUGAUGUGGAUGCUGAGUGGCAUGGCUGGCGGGAAUGGGGCCAGCUCCGAGCUGCUGGUCAACCAAGAUGCGCUGAAGAAUUGCAAGGCGUGUCUGGAUGCCUGCCUGCUCCAUAUCCUCAACUUGAGGGGCUUUGGACAGACAGUCAUGGUCGACACGUGGAUCUGCUCUCUCUCGGGCUACAGUAUGGCUGGUGCAAUGCUUGUUCUACUCGCUGCGUGUCGUAUCCCGGCAUUGAAAGACAUGAUUGGGCCGGAAGUUCUGGGAGCUGGCGACCAUUUGAAGCAGCUACUGCAAGGCUGGCAGAGUACCAUGGGCGAGCCUACUUCUCCGAGCGUAAACCAGGCGAUCCGGAUCAUCAGUGAUGUGGACCGCUUCAUCAAGGAGGUCUAUAGGGCUGGUGAUUCCUAUUCCAUGAGGCGGCAUCCAUAG